Molecule: messenger RNA, 444 nt
Organism: Priapulus caudatus
Lineage: Eukaryota; Metazoa; Priapulida; Priapulimorpha; Priapulimorphida; Priapulidae
Product: TATA-binding protein-associated factor 2N-like
Exons: 3
Source: RefSeq, a predicted model, not a curated record
UAUGGUCACGGACGUGGAGGCUACGGCGGCGGUGGUUACGGAGAUGACCACAAAGGUUACGGAGAUGACCACAAAGGUUACGGAGAUGACCACAAAGGUUACGGAAAUGACCACAAAGGUUACGGUGAUGACCACAAAGGUUACGGAGAUGACCACAAAGGCUAUGGUGAUGACCACGGACGUGAUGACCACAAAGGUUACGGAGAUGACCACAAAGGCUAUGGUGAUGACCACAAAGGCUAUGGUGAUGACCACGGACGUGGGGGCUACGGACGCGGACGUGGCGGCUACGGGCACGGACGUGGGGGUUAUGGUCACGGACGUGGAGGCUACGGACACGGCCGAGGACGCUCGGGCUAUGGCGGUGGACACGGCCGUGGAGGGUACGGCUCCGGACGUGGAGGUUAUUGAGUGCAGAAACUGCGCGGACGACGUUGAGGCGCG